CGGUAAUGAGCAACAACACGACGAGCGACGAAACCACCAACGAAGAAGACGUCAACGGCUGCUGCACGCUCGGUCGUGUUUGAACUACACUAAUGGAAACGCACUUGAUUGGAAAGUAGUGGAAAUAUAGAAAUAUCACCAGCAGCGAAGGGUUGGAUCUGUACAUAGAGAGAAAUCAACUUUAAAACUCCUUCAUGGCUGCUCCAACACUUCAACAGCCCAGUUUCCUUCUGGCCAAUCUUAAAACUGAUUCAACCACCAAACCGCUCCUCCAACGAUGCCAAGAUCUGGUGAAGAUUAUCGAAGAGUAUCCCGCAAAGGAGCUGCACUUGAUCUUCCCCUGGCUGGUGGAAUGUGUGUUUGGCAGUCUGGACGGCAUCAUCGCUGGCUGGAACCUGCGGCUUCUUCAUCCACGGAACCAUGAGUACAACAUCGUAAUGGAGUUUCUGAACCCGAGUGGGCCGAUGAUGAAGCUCGUGUAUAAACUACAAGCAGAAGAGUAUAAAUAUGAAGUACCCGUCAAUUAUCUCCCGGGUCCUGUGAAGGCCUGCAUCCAGGAGGGAGUUCUCCCAGACUGCCCCCUUUUCCACAACAAGCUGCAGUUCCCCCUGUCUGGUCUGCUGUCGCUGAACCUUGCUCUCAAUCCUUUUGAAUUCUUCAUGUUCAACUUUGCCUACUGUCUCAUCACGCCAAAGAUCCACCCUCAGGGUUAUCAUGGGAGCUCCACUGACAGCGCCUACUUUGUGCUCGUGGACACCUACCUCAAAUACUUCCUCCCCAGUGAAGGAAAUGUUCCCCCAUCCCCGUUCUUGGACUCCAGAGGAUCAGUCACUGCACCUUCUCCAAGGUCCUCCAGUGUUUCUUUUGCUGGUUAUGGCGUCCACAGUCCCAGUCUCCUCAAGCAUCACAUAUUCCAUCAGCCGUCAGUCAACGCAGACCCCUCGGCCCAGGAGAUCUGGAGGUCUGAAACACUCUUACAGAUGUUUGUGGAGAUCUGGCUCCACCACUACUCCCUGGAAAUGUACCAGAAGCUGCAGUCUCCUCAAGUGAAGCUGGCGCUGCUGCAGUACCGCCUCAGUAUGUCCAGCAUGCCGUGCCAACCCCACGCCCCACCAGGCUCUGGGACCCUCCACACCUACCAAGUACUUUUACCUUUUCAUUCACCCCCGCCCCUCUGGGGCCUCCUGGAGGAACCCUUCAGCCCGACAGAGGAGCACGUGCUGGUGGUGCGUCUCCUGGUCAAACACCUGCACGCCUUCUCCAACAGCCUGAAGCCCGAGCAGCUGUCGUCCUCGCCCUCGGCCCACUCGCACACGCACACCAGCCCGCUGGAGGAGUUCAAGAGAGUGGUGGUGCAGCGGUUCGUACAGCAGAAACUCUACCUGUUCCUCCAGCACUGCUUCGGACACUGGCCUCUUGAUGCAUCUUUCAGAGCGGUGUUGGAGACGUGGCUGAGCUACAUCCAACCCUGGAGAUACACAGGAGAGAAGACGAAUCCUCAGGUGGACCAAUCCAGAACUGUGCCUGACAAAUGGGAGUCGUUUGUUCAGGAGAACCUGCUCAUGUACACGAAGCUCUUCCAGGUGUUUCUGAACAGAACGGUGAGGACGGACCUCGUUAACGCCAAAAACGCUCUGAUGGUCUUCAGGGUGGCCAAAGUGUUCGCUCAGCCCAACCUGGCCGAGAUGAUCCAGAAAGGAGAACAGCUGUUUCUGGAGCCAGAGCACGUCCUCCACCAUCGACAACCACGCGGCUACCUGACGCCGAGCCAAGGAGGUAGCUUCCUGUCGUCACGGCAACGAGUGAUGACAGAUGUGGUGUUCAGGGUGAAGAGCCAUGUGUAUGCGUUGGAGGGACAGGACUGCCAGUACAAGCAGAUGUUUGGCACCGAGCUCAGGGGAGCGGUCAUGAAGUUGAUACAAAUAAUUGCACAGGCCAGACAAACAGCCAAGAGGAUUUCAGAUCACUCCAACGAGAUGGCGGCCAACAACUCUUUCCUGUCCUGGUUCGGGAUGGGCCCUGCUGACCACAACAACACGUUCACCGGGGCCGAGCACGAGGAGAGCGGGGAAUGUCUGAAAAAGACCCACGAGUUCCUGGAAAGAGCUCUAGAGAACCUGUGUCAAAUCUUCAAGCUGAACCAGGGGCAGCUGUCUCAGCUCAUAUCCAACCUGAGCUCCUCACAAGACGACGGAAACUCCAAGCAGCUUCCAGACUGCAUCCAGGGAGAGAACGGACUCAUUCUGACCGACCUGGGCCGGAUGCAGAUCAUAAGUGGACUGCGCAGGUUCGACCUUCACUAUCAAGGAGACCCGGAGCUCCAGCCCAUUAGGAGCUACGAGAACGCCCUGCUGGUCAGGCUCUUCUACAAGAUCUCCUCUCUGGUGAAUGAGCGGUUCGGAGCACACAUGAACGCGCUCUGCUCCCGUCCAGACUUCCUGGGUCGGCUGGGUCGUCACUACUUGGCUGAACAGGAUUCGUCAGUGAAACUGAAGCACAGCCCGAUGUCCCGGCGGACGUUGGAGAGGAACAGACAGCCGAGGCUGAGUCUGCGGUCGCUGGCCAGCUACAGGACGAUCCUGCUGCUGCUGCUCUGCUACGUGGUGGGAGCGCUCCUGUCCUUUGGCCCCAUAUCCAGCACCCUGAUCAUCCUCACGGGGGGAUUCCUGUUCGGACUCUUUAUGACGCUGUUUGGAGACAAACUGAAAACGCACUAACUGAGCUGCAGGGUUCCUACAUGUCUGGAAAAAUACACAAAACCAAUUUCAUUCAUGCUGACUCAGUGCUUUUACUUUUUUAAGGCUUCAACUUUUUUUUUUUUUUUCUUGAUAAACUCGCAGAGGUCAUAUCCACUCUUACAAAACCUUUAAGUCGUGUCAUCAGAUGUCUUUUCUAAACCUUCCAAAUAUUUCAAGUAAUAUAAUCUUAAAAGGCCAAUAUACAACUCUGACACCUAGUGUUUAAAAUGGGUACUGCAGUCUAAAUUCUAAACAUCAUAGAGAGCUGCCUCCCCCCCCCUCUCUAGAGUCCAUGCUCACUCAGGUCACCAUGUGGUGGACUCUGAAGCUUCAGUGUUUAUCCAGCUCUGCAUGGGUCUGUAAACCUUUCUGUGUUCUAACCUCUCUCCAUUUUUCAAAAGCAUCUCCAAUAUUGAUCCUAGUUUGAGCACGUUUCUGCUCGUGGAGCUUAUUAGAAACAUGCAGAGGCUUUUUAGGUCGGGUACAAUCACUUCUAUCUGAACCACUUCUCUUGCCCGCUUCCAUCGCUGCAACACCUGUUGACCUGAUAACUGCUCUCAUAUCUGACAAACCGAGGGGCAUCCAAAACGGCUGUGUGAGGGGGGUCGCCUUAAAAGCGUCUACCUUCUCUGGUCCAAACAAAUCCAGAUCAUUCAGGAGCAGAAUCUAAAGUUAGGAGGAGGACAUACUGGCUGCUGCAUUGUUGUCAGAGAAGCCAGCACUUCAACAUGUUUCCUUAAUGAUCAGAUAGUAAGAUACCUUUAUCAUCUCACUCUCUACACAUCUUUAAACUGAAAGUUUACAGAAACCUAAAACAGUUGCCUAAAGAGUAUAUUUGACUUCCUGUGGAGAGAAAUCUUCAGCUCUUCCUCUGCUACAGUGAAGUCAGCGAUCAGAGCCCGAUCGGGUUUUAACAGGGUAAAAGUUUAUAUCUGUUAAUUUCAUACAAUUAAAGAUAUUCCAGACUUCUUAAAGGGACGGCAGCUUUUUAAACUGUGUGGGAACCCAGUUGUCAGUAUUUGUUCUUGUUCUUGCUUUGACUGCUUAACUGUAUAAAAUGUUGUCCCUCUAACUUUGUAAAUAAAUACAGAGUGUUAACGCUCUGUUAUUCAGGCUUUUUUAUUUUUCAAACAAGCACCUGAAAACUGGUGCAGGCCGAAGCAUUGAAAGUACUCGAUGGAAAAAAACGGACUAUUUUUCUCAGUAAAGACGGGAUGCGUUUGUCCGUUAGAGUCAAUAAACUGUUUGCACUCGA
Molecule: messenger RNA, 3993 nt
Organism: Labrus mixtus (cuckoo wrasse)
Lineage: Eukaryota; Metazoa; Chordata; Actinopteri; Labriformes; Labridae
Gene: smpd4
Product: sphingomyelin phosphodiesterase 4
Exons: 20
Coding region: 195-2717 (840 amino acids)
Biological process (GO): sphingomyelin catabolic process; ceramide biosynthetic process; glycerophospholipid catabolic process
Molecular function (GO): sphingomyelin phosphodiesterase D activity
Source: RefSeq, a predicted model, not a curated record